Dothidotthia symphoricarpi CBS 119687 is the source of this 543-nucleotide messenger RNA. RefSeq lists its product as uncharacterized. Lineage: Eukaryota; Fungi; Ascomycota; Dothideomycetes; Pleosporales; Dothidotthiaceae. The transcript has a single exon. The annotation marks the transcript as partial. The record is from RefSeq and is a predicted model, not a curated record.
AUGGCAACCCCAACCGUCCAACCGCCACUCACACCUGAGCAACGCAUUGCUCUCGAACAACAACAACGCUACCAGCGCAUCACACGCAACCUAGCCAUUGGCGGCGCCAUCCUGUGUCCCGUUAUCAUGAUUCUACCCCCGCGAAAACUAGACCUCUACACAUUCUCCCUCGGCAUCGGCUUCUACCUGUCAGCGGACCACUUGUGCACAUCAUACACAGGGCUCGGCCUCGUGCAGAAGUUAUCGCCUAUGCGCGCAGUAGAUCUGCCGACGGAGCGGGCGCGGGAAGUACAAAGGGUAUUGAGGGAGGAGAGGGAGAAGGGGAGGAGGGACUUGGAAAGAAGAGGGAUUGAUAGCGAGGAGGGGAAGGGCGUGGAGGGUGCGUUGAAAAAGCUGUGGAUGGGAGACGAGAAGGAGGGGUGGAAGGAGAGGAGACUCGAAGAGGAGAGGAAGGCGCUCGAGGAGGGGAAGACGUACACGGACAUGAUCUUUGAACAGAUUUGGGAUGUUUGGAAUUGGGACAAGAAGGGAAAGGGUGGGGAG